This is a messenger RNA of Oreochromis niloticus (Nile tilapia), 7806 nucleotides long. It is a transcript of the gene gria4a, whose product is annotated as glutamate receptor, ionotropic, AMPA 4a. The record is from RefSeq and is a predicted model, not a curated record. Gene Ontology annotation, cellular component: membrane. The transcript is spliced from 11 exons. Lineage: Eukaryota; Metazoa; Chordata; Actinopteri; Cichliformes; Cichlidae. Gene Ontology annotation, biological process: monoatomic ion transport. The coding region runs from base 319 to 1629 and encodes 436 amino acids. Gene Ontology annotation, molecular function: signaling receptor activity; ligand-gated monoatomic ion channel activity.
CAGUUCUUCCAUGCAGGCUGUUCUCCCUGCUCGCCAAUCAUUCUACGAGUUUCCCCUCACUCUUUCUCUCUCCCUGUCUUCACAUGUGCACCGGACCCACAGCUUUCUCCUGAGCGGACACUGCAGGGAAAGAACCGACCGAAACCACCAUGGAAUAGGAAUACGACCCGGGAAACGGGGGAAAAUAAAACCUCUCUUAUCUUCUUCUCUCUUUUUUCCCCGUCUCUUUUUUUCUAGCGCCUUUUUCUGUCUUUUCGCAUCUUCCCCAUCUCCCUCGAUGUCUCUCAACAGUUUCUGAAGGGAUUGAAUUAAAGAAAAAUGAGGAUUAUAAUUUUUUCUUGGCACUUUCUCGGGGUGUAUUCCGCCCUUUGGGGGCUGGCGACAGGGGCUUUCCCCAGCUCAGUGCAGAUAGGUGGAUUGUUCAUUAGGAAUACUGAUCAGGAGUAUACAGCUUUUCGACUAGCUAUCUUCCUUCACAACACCAGCCCUAAUGCUACGGAAGCUCCCUUUAACCUGGUUCCACAUGUGGACAACAUAGAGACUGCCAACAGCUUUGCAGUCACCAAUGCAUUCUGUUCUCAGUAUUCAAGGGGGGUCUUCGCUAUCUUCGGCCUUUACGACAAGCGUUCAGUAAACACGCUGACAUCGUUUUGCGGAGCCCUGCACAUCAGCCUAGUGACACCCAGCUUCCCCACUGAAGGCGAGGGCCAGUUCACACUGCAGCUUCGGCCGUCCAUCAGAGGAGCUUUGCUGUCCCUGUUGGACCACUAUGACUGGAGCCGAUUCGUCUUCCUCUACGACACAGACAGAGGUUAUGCAAUACUGCAGGCAAUUAUGGAGCGAGCGGGGCAGAACGGAUGGCAGGUGAGUGCAAUCUGUGUGGAGAGUUUCAAUGAGGCGGCGUAUCGGAGACUCUUAGAGGACCUGGAUCGACGGCAGGAGAGAAAGUAUGUCAUUGACCUGGAGCCUGAGAGACUACAGAGCAUCCUGGAACAGGCCGUCAGUGUGGGGAAACAUGUCAAAGGUUACCAUUACAUCAUAGCAAACCUGGGUUUUAAGGACAUAUCUUUGGAAAGGUUCAUGCACGGCGGGGCCAAUGUGACCGGGUUCCAGUUAGUGGACUUCAGCAAGCCUAUUGUCAUAAAACUUAUGCAGCGCUGGAACAAACUCGAUCAGCGUGAAUACCCUGGAUCUGAAAGCCCACCUAAGUAUACCUCAUCUCUGACUUAUGAUGGUGUCCUUGUAAUGGCUGAAGCCUUCCGCACCCUUCGCCGUCAAAAAAUCGAUAUCAGUCGCCGUGGCAAUGCAGGUGACUGUCUGGCCAAUCCAGCUGCUCCCUGGAACCAAGGAAUAGAUAUGGAGCGUGCGCUCAAACAGGUGCGCAUUCAGGGCCUGACUGGGAAUAUUCAGUUUGAUCACUACGGUCGGAGGGUGAAUUACACGAUGGACGUGUUUGAACUCAAGAGCAAUGGCCCGCGCAAGAUUGGUUACUGGAACGACAUAGACAAACUUGUGUUGGUCCAGAAUGAAAAUGCUCUGUCCAAUGACAGCUCGGCCAUGGAGAACCGGACUGUUGUCGUGACAACUAUCAUGCCUCUGGUGAUGAGGAAACCUCUGCAGCGACACUGAUGCCGAGUCUGCAGACAAACCAACAGACAGAAAACACAGACCCUCGAAAAUGACUGAGAACAGACAGCCUGAUAGAGUUUCUCUAAAGCUCUUAAAGGACUUAUCUUUCUUUUCUUUUUUUUCUGUAUAACAUUUUUUUUAAUUAUUUGGUUCUGACAUCAUUUAUUUGCUUAGAUGAAGAUGGCUAAGAAAUAAUGGCACAGAGAAGAGACGAGAAGGAGGAUCAUGGCCCUGUGAGGUUUUGGGCCGACUUGCUCAUUGUGCUCCUGUCUUCCUCUCAUAACAAAGCUACCACCAGAUGAAAGCUCUGCAAUGGAUUCUGCAGCGUCUGUCAAGGUUUGACAUUUGGUCGCACAAAGUCACCGGACUGUGGAACAGCACUGUUAAUUUAGAUUCUUCUCUUUUUGAGGACAACACAGCUACCACCGUCCUCUCUGUUACACUGCCUGCAGAAGAAUUUGCCUUAAUCAGAUUUCGAUUUUAUUUUUUACUUGUGUCUUUUUUUUUAAAGAGAAGAUGUUGGUGGAGAGUGACAGGUCUUCACUGUCAGUCCCGUUUUUCAGCACUCACCUUUCUCUCCUCUGUCUUCAUCUUUCUGCUGUGUCACUCUGUAAAUCUAUUCAGUCAUGCCUACUCAGUCAACUUUCCUUAUUAUAUAUGUAUUUGAGCUCUUCUGAUAGGUUGUUUUUUUAUCUCUUCAUCAAAAUAAAAGGGUAAAGUAAACCUGUUCUCAUAGUUUUAGGUGACAUGUUGGGCAUUUGUAUGAGACAAUGCUAUUUUCCAUGUCUCUCUAUGUAUUUAAUCUUACUUCCACAGUGAUACUGUGAUCAUUUGUCUACUCUACAUGUAAAAGAAUAGCAUUUUUUAAAAACUAUCCCAGAAAAUACUCCAAAGCUGACCGUAUACGAAAAUGGAAAUAUUGCAAACAUCCUCAAGACCCAAAUGCUAAAGUAAACAUUAAUUAUAAACCCAAUUACACAACAUCUACAAAGCCUUCACAGAUCUCAGAACAAAGAUGAGGGCAGAUUGUUAGAUGUGUUGCCUACGGUCAUUAUUAAAGUGUCCUUAACUCUAUUCCAGAUACACCCAUGAGGACAUGACUGUGUCUUAUUUACGCCCCUGCUUUAUAAUCAUAGUAGUGCAGUAUAUCUGACUUUAUAUUAGUUAUAUUUUAACUUAAACAAUUCUAAUCUUAAAAGAAAGAAAAGAAAAAAGCUAAAAAAUAUUGUUAAUGAAAAAAUAAAACCAAAUCUUUAAUGAACCAAAAGGACUGCACACGGCUGGUUGGUUAGACUUAGUCUGCCUCGAUGUCUAAUUAGUUGUCUGACUGAUUCAUACGUUGACAGACAAACUGACUGACUGUUACUGAAGAACUGUUUAGAGGACUGGCAGUCUUUGUCUUCUGGUCAUUGGUUGACCAAUGACAUUGACAUUGGUUGGCUGCUCAAACAACCGUCUUAUUAACUUCUGAACUGCCCUGCUUUCUUUAUGGCUAAAUAGCUGGGAGUUAAUCGCGCUGACCAACUGGCUAAAUAUGUGACCGGAUAGAUGAUUAUGUACUGUGAUUGCAAUAAUUGCUUAAUAAAUGGACUGCCUGACCAACUAACUGACAAAGGCUGUGACUCACUGCCUGCCCUGCUUCUCUGGCCAUGUGAACGGAUAGCUCGCAGGCUGGUGAGAUGUCUCUUGAUAUGUAAAAAUCUGGCUUUUAAAAUGCUGUAAUCCAGUUGGGGGGUUGAGGGGGAGUGAAUGAAUGACUGGACAGUUAGGUUGACUGUCCAUUGCAUUGGGGUUCGUGUUCUCACCAGGCUAGCUAGCUGGCUUACAUAGCAAGUCAUUUCUGCCUUUUUGGCACCAGUGUGAAGUGUUUCAUGUCUUAUCAGCCCCAACCAUUUGCUUCUACAAAGCUGUUCUCCCUCUCUCACACACCCCUUUCCCUUCUUUGCUUGCUCCCUCGCUUCUUCUCCAUUUUUCUUUUUUGUCACAUUCUCUCUUUCUCUUAAUCUCUCCUUCACACUUUCCCUCUUGCCGUUUCUAUCGUCUAUUCUCCUUGUAGCGAUCGCUGUUUGUAUUCUGAUCUCCUCCCUCAUCUUUCUUCUGUAGUUUCUUACAGCCAAAACGCCCUGCGUCCCUCUCAUCCUGCUAGUCUCGUUCCCAUUACCAUCCUUCUUUCCUUUCAACCUCCUGAUUCUUAUUUCUUCCUCUCUUCUCCCCUCCCAUUCCUUGCACUAACUCAUGAUGCCACAUUAGGCAACACCCAAACAUGAUGCUUUCUUCCCAGCAGUAAAUACAUGCGCUAACAUCUUGUACACACACAAACUCACUCACUCACAGCAAGACAAAAGUGUCUGGAGCAAACUGAUAACAAACCUUAAGGAGGCAUUAAAGUGAUACACUGCCACUUUUGCCAGAGCUCCAGCUAAAAUGUGUAUGUCCGUACGUAUAGUAUAUCCUUUCGUGUGUAUCGGCUUACAUAAAACUAAAUUAACUCAGCAAAGCAGACUUGUCAGAUUUCAAGCAUUUGACCUUGUAAUUGAGAUGGCUGCAUUCUCCUUAAUACAAGCUGACUAAAUGAUUCCCGCUGAGAAUCAGUGAUUAUAGAUGAAGCAAACAAGCGCUCAAGGUUAUUUUUUAAGGGAAGGACCCGAUAAGGCGCUUCCAUUUCAGGGUCAGCAAAGAAAGUUGUUUGGACGUGGCAGGAUUGGAUUCACAGAAUUCACUAUAAAGCUGACAUUAAAAAAUAAAUAAAAUAAAUGAAUAUGCAUUAUAGGAUAUGUUCAUUUGCCAACUGCCAAGAGUUUGAUUUGGACAAUAAUGCUGCUCUCCAUUUGACACUACAGCAUGUGCACAAAUACUUGUGGAUAUGAUUUUAAGUUGAUUAUUACGUAAACCUUAAACCAAUUAUAUCAGAAACAAUCUCAAAUUCAAAUUAAGCUCCCAAAAUAGGAAUAGAGUGGUUUAUUCAAAAUGAAAAUGGGAAAUAGGUGUAGCAGUUUAUUGAAACAUGUGCAAAGAUACAUGGAAAUAGAGAUAAAUAAAUAAAUAAAUAGCUCGUUACAAUUCUAACAGGUUUGAAAGGUGUGACACCUUAAACGUUCAGCACAGUCUGAACUCUCUUAGCUGAACUUUCUUUAAGUUCAACUAAGAGUAUAGUUCUCCAAUCUUCUUGAAUGACAUUCAAAGCUCCUCUUUGAAUGUUGGCUGCCUUUUUGUUCUGUUCUCGUUCAAGGUUAUCCCGCACUGCUUCAAUAAUGUUGAGGUCCAGGCUCUGGGGAGGCUAAAUCCUGACUGAUAGUGUUCCACUGUGUGUGUGUGUUUUUUAUCAAGGUAUACCUUCACUGCAUUGGCAGUAUAGUUGGGAUCACUGUCAUGUUGAAACAUGAAAUCGUUGCCAAUCAGAUCCUUACCAGAUAGUACCUUUUUGUGUUCAUAAUUCAUUUUGAAAAGAUCCCCAACCCCACUAGCUGAAAAGCUGCUCUAAACCACGACAGUACCUCCACCGUGUUUUACGGAUGGAUGUAGAGAGCCACAGGAGAACUAUUGCUCAAGACCGCUUUAAAAAAUGACUAGAAAUUUGGCUCCUUGGAAACAAAACAUAUCCUAAUGAAAUGAGAUGUGGCUCAGGACUUUUUGCACUGUUGUACUGUUAUUUGGUAACUGUUUGGAAACCAAAUGUAAAAUGUGUGUGUGGGGGGGGGGCUGGAGUCAGCUGUCUUAAAGUAACAUUUAGCAACAUGGGACACCUAAUUUGUUUUUUCUGUUUGUUUGUUUUUUACAUGUAAAGAUUAAAAAUGAGGAGAAGUAUGUUGUAUUUUUCAGCUAAUCCCUUGGUUGCAUUCAUUCCAAUGGACAGUUGUGCUAAGCUAACGGUCUCAUGGCUGCAGCUUCAUAAUUAACUUAUUAGAGUGGUAUCAGUCUAGCUCUGAGCACAUAUAUGUUAAUGGAAGUUAUUAAGGUUAUGGGCUAAUGUAGGUAGUGCAACCACAUCAAUCAGAUUAUAAUAUUGCAUACAUCUGAGUUUCUUUAUUUUUUGUGUUUAUUUUAUAUAUAUAUAUAUAUUUGUACAAGUUGUCUGCAUUACAACUGGUUUCAGCGUUCAAAGCACUUGUACAGAUGAUUUCCUCACACACUCUCUUUCCUCCUACUUUUUAUCCCUGGUACGCAAUUGUGAUGGCUCUGUGCAUCUGUUUAAUUUACAUGAAACUGCUUUGCUUUUCACAUGAUUCAUGUAGAGUCUGUGGAAUUUGUGCCCCGGAAGCUGCUAAUGUAUCUGAUAAUGAUAUUUUUGGGAGAAAUGUUUUGGUUUUUUUGUGUGUGUGGUUUUUUUUCUUUGUAUGUUAUGAAACUGAGCACCAAAGGGCAAAUGUUUGUAUUUAAUGAUGAUGAUGAUGACGAUGAUUGUCUUGGUAGUGCAAAUGUUCAGCAUUAAUAUUCAACAUAAAUUAAGAACUGAUUUGAAUGCUUGGCUUCAAAAGAAACAGAUUUUCUUAAUAGCGUUUUACUGAAAAGUGGAGAAAUUUUUUUUUUUUUUGCAAAUAGAACCUCUAAAAUGUGUGUUUGUUUUUGAAUUGUCUAAAUGUUGUCUAAUGUUAUUUUCUAUGUUUUUUUUACCUUGUUUAUGUGGAAGAACAAAAAGGUGUGCACGUCCUAAACAAACUAAAAAAAAUGAUGAUGAACUCAUUUUAAAAAACUAUUUUAGAAAAAGAAGUGUUUACAGCUACCCUAGCAGCUUGUUCAGGUUGUGAACAUCCUUAAAAUAACAAUGAUAAUACUUUAUCUUGAUGGUGGUGACCAAAAUCCCAGACUCGAGUCUUCAGAAUGGUAAUCCUCAAUCCAGUGAGCAGUGUCAGGAUGUCCAGCAGAGGCGGUGGGGAAUGCUUUUAAUUUUCAAGAUAUCUACUCAUAAACCAAAUUAGGACUCAGAUAAUAUAAGAUAGAAAUUCUUCUGCAGUAUAAAUCAUCUUUACAUUUAGAUAAAUGCAAACUCAUUAAAUACCCCCACUGAGAAGAAUUUCUCAUUUUACGCCUCAGUCGUACACAAGUGCACAAGUGCACAAGUAAAUGGUUUCAUUUCAAGCUCUUUGUUUGCUGAAGAGAAUAAGGAUCAAUAUAUAAAUCCAACUUCCCUUUGAAGGAUUUGUUUGUAUUGCUCAGCUCCUGUUGUGAGAUUGUUUUAAUCUCUCUGCAUGCCUGCCUUUGAGCUAGACUUUUUCUUAAUGUAAUUCAAUUUCCCGGGUUGAAGAUUCUCCCAUUGAUUCCACCCAGAUCUUUGUUCUUUAUUGCUCACUUGACCCCUUUGAUUCAUGUCAGCAUAAAAAUUCUCCUUGAUUAAACUGUACUUGAUUUUGGUGUGAAUCAAUUUUGUGAAUGAAGAAUUCAAAUGUUAUCGUUUUGUAUGUGUUUUAUCGUCCGCAUUUACUGUUUCAUAGCUUGGGAACGUUGGGUAUUAUACCGGGCCUGUUUGAUUAAACAGAUGAGAUUAGUCUUUGAUUAAAACAGGUUUGAUAACAUUUUAAUAGGCUUUGUUUCAUGUGGAUUACAGGGUAAGCUGCCUCAGGCAUAAUACCAUUACUCACUGCUUCUGAUAGAUGCACUGUCACUCAAAAGUCUCUCUGCGUCUGUGUGCGUUUCUUUUCUCUGUGGAUAUCCUACGUGCAGCGAUGUAUUUGUGCUAUUCCUAAUACACCCACCACCUCACAUUAAACUCGCUCUUUUCGCUUUCAUCUUUGAUAACUGCAUGCACAGAAUUCAUUUCGCCUAAAAGCACCAGUCUCCUCUGCUUUUUCUUCUCCUUCUUUGUAUUUUUCUUCCCUCUCAUACAUUUCUCUCUUCUCAGCAUUAGUGUUGCACUAAGUCAGGUGAAGGUCCCUGUGGAGUCAUGUAGACGAAGGCAUAAAACACAGUGCUACAAGUCAGAAAAACAAGAUAUAAAACAUCACCUUGUAAAAACCAUCUGUAAUAUAUAGAUAUCUUCCCAUUUUACAAUUUUUUUAUCAAGUUCUGGCUUCUUUUUUUACUAACAAGGUGGUUUGUGUGUGAGAUUUUAUGUUACUACACAGUUACUAACACAUGAAUCUGAAUAUGUGAUGGUGGGUUAUAUGGCCAUGGUCUUGUAUGUACACUAAGAUAUCUUAGGGUGAUGUGUAUGUAGUUUAUAAAAUUCAGCUUUCAAAGGUU